AUGAAUUGGCUUCAAUGGUAUCUAGUGUUCAACGUUUUAUUAUUAUCUUGGGCUAUCGAUUGUCCCAAGGGUAACUUUUGCGGACCAUGUGAGUCUCAUCCAUUCAGGGUGUAUGAAAUCACUUGUAAAGAAGAAGAACAUCCAAAGUUCAUAGUACAAUAUAAACCAAGAAGUCAUUUAAUUGUUAACUGUUUGGGCUCAAAAAAUUGGACUUAUUUUGAUCUAGGUUCAGUUCAACAAGUUAAGCCGGUUGAAUAUUUAAAGUUUGAAAACUGCGUUUUCUCUGACCAAGUCAAUCUUGGAAAUAUUGUAAAAAAUGUAUUCAAUGAUACUGUGGAGGAAUUGAGUUUCGAGGCAUGUAAGAAUUUAUCAUCAGUGUUGACUCGAGAGGGCUUGAAAGAUUUCAAGAAGCUAAGAAGUCUUGAUCUGCAGGGGAACAGUCUGUCAAAUUUGACUAGUGAACCAUUCAAGGAACUUCCCAAUCUCACGGUGUUAAAUUUUGCUACGAAUGACUUGAAGGAAUUGCCUCCAAAAUUUUUGAACAUUCCGAGUCUUAGAAAAAUUGAACUUGGUUGGAAUAAAUUGGAAGUAAUUAAACGAUCGAGCUUUGAAAAUCUCGGACACCUCGUUUUUUUGAAUUUAUGGAAGAACAAUAUUAGUGAAAUUGAAGCAAAUGCUUUCGACAACAUUCGUGACCUUCAAUCGAUUGAUUUACAUGGCAACAAAUUGAGAAGUAUACCACAGGGUAUUUUUUCAAAGUUAUCAAAAAUCAAAACGAUUAAUUUGUCGUUAAAUAAUUUCACUAAUGAGUCAUUCCCAGAAGAUUUGUUCCGUUACAACAACAUGCUGGAAACAUUAACAAUGACUAGUAAUUAUCGUAAUAUUACAACUCUUCCAAGUGGAUUCUUGAGUAAUUUAACUAGCUUAAGAACAAUAUAUAUGGAAAAUAAUGGAUUCCAUCAAAUGCCAGAAAAUUUUCUUUGGGGAACAACGAGCCUUACAACUUUAAAAUUACAAGAUAAUUAUAUUUCAACAAUACCACGAUACUUCUUGAGAGAUUUAAAAAAUUUGAAGUUUUUAGACAUGAGCGGAAAUACAAUUGAUCAUCUACCUAAUGACGUUUUUGAAUCGUUAAGGCAACUUACGAAUUUGAAUUUAGCAAAAAAUCGAAUUAAAUAUCUAAGCUCAAAUCACCUAACUGGAUUGUCAUCACUUGAAAUCUUAAAUAUGGAAAGAAAUAAUAUGGUUCAAAUUGAUGGGAAUGCAUUCAAGGACUUGGAAAAAUUGAAAGUUGCGUAUUUCUCGUACAACCAACUCAAUUUGACCAACAAAGGCUUGAGGGAUGAAUAUGGUUAUCGAUCACCAUUUCAUAAAUGUGUUUCUACGAUAGAAGAGAUACAUGUCCAUCAUAAUAACAUUGUAGAUAUGUUCCAAGACUGGACAGAAAUGAGCCAUUUGAAGAUAUUAAAUGUGUCGCAUAAUAAAAUAUUUUAUUUACAUGCAAGAGAUUUGACAUUAUCGUCGAGAAAAGCUGAAGUAGAUUUGACAUAUAAUAUGAUUGAGUCUAUUAAUAUGUAUAGAAACGUCUACGAAAAAUUGAUUGAAAAUUACCCUCAUGAUGCAGUUAUAGACAUCGGAUAUAAUCCACUCAAAUGUGACUGUCAAAUAUAUGAUCUUCUUCAAUACUUUGAAGGAGAACUUCCUUAUCUACACAACAGGUUUUACUUGAAAGCAGAAGAUUUAAAAUGCCAAUCCCCAGUAGAAAUGAAAAGUCUUGUAGUUAAAGACUUGAAAUCUAAGGAUUUGACCUGUGUGUAUCAUGAUUCAGAAGACAGCGGUAAUUUAUGCCCAAGCCCGUGUAGCUGUAAAGUAAGACCAUCCAAUAAAGCUUUCUUGGUUGAUUGUUCGUACCGCGGAUUGAGAGAAGCUCCACAACCUUUCACCAAUCCAGGUCAUCAUGUUGAAAUGGAUUUAUCAGGAAAUUAUUUAAAAACAGUGCCUUCGUUAAAACAAAAAGGAUAUGAAAAUAUUACAAUUUUACGGCUGAACAACAAUAAUAUCAGCAGUAUUGACGCUAAUAAUUUAUCAGACACACUAGAAGAAUUAUAUUUGGAUAACAAUAACAUGACUGAGUUGGACAGUCAAGUUUUGAAUGUGCUGAAAAAUUCAACGAAUAUCAAACAUCUUACUUUGAACGAUAACGCUUGGAGGUGUGACUGUGAGACUCGUAAUUUAUUUGAAUUUAUUCAAUAUAAACGAGUAAAGAUACCGGAGUUACAAAACGUCAUUUGCGGUGGAACCAAUAUACCAAUCUUUUCAGCAACAUUAGACGAAUUUUGUCCAUUUGAUAUGUACUGGGUAAUUGGAAUUUGUGUCGGCAUUGCUAUAUUUGGAAUUCUUAUUGGCGGAGUCUCAGUAUUGUACUAUCGUUAUCAACAUGAAAUAAAAGUCUGGCUAUACGCCCAUCAGUGGUGUCUCUGGUUUGUCACCGAAUCCGAGCUUGACAAGGACAAAACCUAUGACGCAUUUAUAAGCUUUUCUCACAAAGAUGAAGAGUUUAUAGUGAACGAAUUAGUUCCAAAACUUGAACAAGGACCAAAACCAUUCAAAAUCUGCGUGCAUUAUCGUGACUGGAUGGCCGGUGGAUGGAUUCCGGAACAAAUUGCACGAUCGGUUGAUGAAUCACGGCGAACAAUCGUUGUUCUCUCACCAAAUUUCUUGGAAAGUAUCUGGGGUAAAAUGGAAUUCCGUGCAGCCCAUAAUCAAGCUCUUAGUGACGGUCGAGCUAGAGUUAUUGUUAUUCUGUACGGCGACAUUCAACCAUCUGAUAUCACUGAUCCUGAACUCAAAGCUUAUCUUACUAUGAACACCUACGUCCAGUGGGGUGAUCCGUGGUUCUGGAACAAACUCAGAUAUGCUCUUCCCCACUCCAAAGAUAUAAAGAAAAAAGAGAACAAUGUUUUUGAAAACCACCAGCCCACUUUGCAAAUAGUAAAUGAAAAAAAAAAUGGAUCGAUACCACAGCCGACAGCUCCAAGCUUAAACAAGACCAUCACAGAUGUUUAA
Cotesia congregata is the source of this 3066-nucleotide messenger RNA. The record is from the annotation of a GenBank genome assembly. NCBI's taxonomy places the organism in Eukaryota, Metazoa, Arthropoda, Insecta, Hymenoptera, Braconidae.